AUGAAGUUAUUCUCGAUUUAUUGUAACUUUGUUCAGCGCGCAAUUAUCUCGUCAACAUCAAAAUUUGAAGCCUUCAUCGCUUUUACCUAUAAAAAGUAUCAGGUCACUUCCCCUAUGGGUUUGCGAAACAACACCAAUUAUUUGCAAAUUUUAGAAGGUAGUAAUGCUAAAUACUCAACCAGUGUAUCCAAAACCCUUCUACGUAAAAUAGUUACAAAAAUUAAGAAAGAGAAUCAUUGCGUUCUUGAUGCCGCAGAUAAAUUUGAACUUAGAUUUGUCAAUCAUACUUUUUCAGCAAGCUUUUGGCUACUUGGAUACGCAAAAGUGCUCAGCUUAUGCUACCCAGGGCAUAGACUAGGUAUUUGCCAAGGCUUUAACUUCGGUGCAACUGCGGCUGGAUUAUGUGGGCAAUUCUUUUGUAUGCCUGCAAAUAACUACCAAAGCUCUCCAUCAUUUAAAAAAAUUGAUGAUUUGUCAGUAAAAAUUCAAAGGGAAUUGUGCAAAUCACCUAAGUUGGGUUUUUGUUUCAUUUUUGCUAAAUAUGGUGCUAAAGCUAAAGCCAGUAUUUCAAUAAAAUUCACAUCAAGGGAGGCGGUGUUCAUUCCAGUGAGUAGAAAUGGUGUUUCAAAAAAUAUCAUAUCUUCCACCGAAGUAGUUCCUCAAUUCCAACAAUUAGUUAGUCAGAUGAUUUAA
This is a messenger RNA of Echinococcus granulosus, 693 nucleotides long. RefSeq lists its product as hypothetical. The coding region runs from base 1 to 693 and encodes 230 amino acids. Lineage: Eukaryota; Metazoa; Platyhelminthes; Cestoda; Cyclophyllidea; Taeniidae. The record is from RefSeq and is a predicted model, not a curated record. The transcript is spliced from 5 exons.